Molecule: messenger RNA, 1098 nt
Organism: Penicillium pulvis
Lineage: Eukaryota; Fungi; Ascomycota; Eurotiomycetes; Eurotiales; Aspergillaceae
Exons: 1
Coding region: 1-1098 (365 amino acids)
Source: RefSeq, a predicted model, not a curated record
AUGUUUCUCCAAGCCCUCGCGACGCUCUCCCUCGUUGCAUGCGCCAGCGCCCACUCUUGGGUAGAGGAGAUCAGAGUAAUUGCAGAAAAUGGAACAUUUACUGGAGCAGCAGGGUACGCCCGGGGAAAUUACCUUCGCACAGCUGCAGGAUUCAGCGAUCUGACAAUGACCUAUCUGAUCCCUCCGGACGGCCAGGCCAAUGUGACAGUUGUCUACGACAGUACAAAGUUGUGCAAAGACACCCAACAAAACCAAACACAAACAUCCGGAAGUCCUCGACUGAAAGCCAAUGCCGGGGACGCGAUCGCACUCCGCUAUCAAGAGAAUGGUCAUGUCACCCUACCCUGGAAUCAACCAGGCAAACCUCCAAACCGAGGCACGGUGUAUGUCUACGGAACCACGGAGCCUAAAGUCGGUGAAACCCUCAACGAUGUCCACGGCGUAUGGAACUGGAACGGCACAGGGGGCGACGGACGAGGAACACUUUUGUCCGUGCAAAAUUUCGAUGACGGACGCUGCUACCAGAUUAACACGGGCAAUAUCUCGGAGUACCGCCAGGUGAAAUAUCCGCACGAGGCCAAUCAGCUCAUGGGUGCUGAUCUGUGGUGCCAACAAGAUGUACAGUUGCCGACGACUGCACCAACUGGGAAACUGUAUACACUUUACUGGGUAUGGGAUUGGCCCACUCGUCCGAGUGCUACCGAUGGAUACCCAGAUGGAAAGAAAGAGCUCUACACUACCUGUAUCGAUAUUGAUAUUGUGGGCCAGGCUUCGAGCAAGGUGCAGGAAACGGAUGACUACACAGAAGGACAGAGCCUUGAUAGUGCCUCAAUAGAGUCGGAGUUUGAUGAUUUGAAAAACGAGGACGCUGUGCAGCUGUCUGUUACUGCUGCGGUAUCCACGUCUACUUCGAUGAUGCAGGCUGAGACUACUAGUUCCUCUGUUGAUCCUGUCUCGACGAUGCAGGCGACAAGUGAGUCCGCGGGAGCUACUGUGACUGUUACCGUUGGUGCUGUGACCGCCUGGCGGACGGUAACAGAGGUGCAGGUGCGGACGGUGACGAUUGAAAGUUGCCAAACGACGGAGGUGGCCGGUUAA